AUGGACAUUCCCACGAUGCUGAUGUUCGACAGCCCUUCAUAUGUCCCUCGUCAAGUUUACCCGCAUACAACCGGCUGCUACGGACGCUACGGGCCCCCCGGAUGGCCUUUCGACGAUAGUCGCAGCUUGCGUGAUCUUGCAAUCGAACGCAUGUUCAUACGCUGUGGCGGCAUGGAAGGAAUACAGCAUAUUAGCCACGGCCACAUGGAUUGGGUGGCGUGCCAAAACCUGAAUGACUCUUGCGUGAGCUAUACAAUGGUAAUGACCUGUCCCCAGUUUCGUGCCUUACACAUCAUCACCGAAACCAACGCGGUAGAAAUGAGUCCUGAGGAGCUGGUGAUCAGACGACAACUAGAGGAUUUGGGAGUGGAGCUCAAGUUUUAUGAGCAAGACAUACUGCACGGUGUGGAUUACGCGAUCCUGGAAGAUGAAGGCUGGAUAGUAAAUGAUAAGAUUGGAGGUUCGCUUGACUUUCAAUUCUCGUCCAAGGAAACAUCGUCUCGAGUCUUUGAGCCCCGAGAGAUCGCACGUUAUCGAAGCUGUGCACUAUUCGAGAACAUAGUAUGGUACUUUAUUUGUUUUUAA
Messenger RNA from Colletotrichum paranaense, 585 nucleotides. RefSeq lists its product as uncharacterized. The transcript has 2 exons. Lineage: Eukaryota; Fungi; Ascomycota; Sordariomycetes; Glomerellales; Glomerellaceae. The record is from RefSeq and is a predicted model, not a curated record. Bases 1 to 585 code for a protein of 194 amino acids.